This is a messenger RNA of Bactrocera latifrons, 1908 nucleotides long. RefSeq lists its product as uncharacterized. The record is from RefSeq and is a predicted model, not a curated record. Lineage: Eukaryota; Metazoa; Arthropoda; Insecta; Diptera; Tephritidae. The coding region runs from base 1 to 1908 and encodes 635 amino acids. The transcript has a single exon.
AUGUUAACUUCCGGCAAUAUACUGUUACUUUACAGUUUGCCACUGCUGAUGGGUUAUCCAACUUUGAAUUGGAACUCUUCAAAUGCCUUAAGUAUAAGUUAUAUUCUGAGGAAAAUUGAUUUGGAGUGGAAAGUUAGCACAGUUAUCGUCAUGAACGCCUACAAAUCCCAGCUCAGCUGCCUCUGUGAUGUGGAUAUUAAAAUAGUUAGCACUAACACGACCGUUAAGCUAUUGAAUGCGGGCAACUCUAGCUCAUCUUCCAAGCGAGACAGCAGCGAACUGCUUUUAAUCCGCUGCCUACCGGAGAGAUUUUCUGCUGAGCUUUUGGAAGCAAUGCUCGAUUUCCUUCAAAAUAGGCGAAAUGUUCGAAUUCUUUUCAUUUGGAAUGAAGAAUAUACCGCCGCAGCGAGUAGAAAGCGUAUACGGUUGCAAAAACAGCAACAACUGCUCUUCGAAUAUUGCGCUGAAAUGCGUUUGCUCAAUGUAAUCGCCAUUUACCGAGACUACGUGAAGGACGGGCACUUCUACACGUUCAGCUAUUUUCCGGAAUUUCAUCUUGAACGAAAAACAAUGGACGAGGAUUGCUUCCCGAACCGCAUAAAGGACUUAAAAGGCAUUUCUUUACGAACUCUGCCCGAUCAAUUGGAGCCUUGGACAUUUGUGUGGCGUGAUCUGAACGGUAAAAUACAGAUUAGUGGCUUUUUUACUAAAAUUUUGCGAGAAUUUGCUAAACGCAUCAACGCCACACUUUCUUAUCCCUUGCCUGUGAAAGCAGAUGUCUUUAUAGAAGCAGGAACUUGGGUUUCCCUUUUACAAAAUGAUACAAUUGAUGUAGUUAGUGGAAUCGCGAUUGCGGGUGAUUCAAACAGCUUUGUGGACAUAAGCGCUACUGUACUGCCAGUGGAUUGGACAAUUAUGAUGCCUCUGCCAUCACGAAUACCCGACAGCGAAAUUUUCGUGUUCCUUCUCAAUUCAGUGUUGGGUCUUUUACUGCUCAGCCUACUCUUUAUAUUUUCUUCCGUCUUCACCUUUGAGAGUUUGAUUUUGCAACGCCGAACAUCCACCGAAUGUUUUCUCUUAUUCUGUUGGACACUCAUCAACGUAGUGCUUCGUGGUAUAAUUGGCCAACCGUCGUACGUUCGAGUAGAACUUUCAGCGAGAUUUUUGAAACGCUUCUUAUAUAUAAUACUCUUCUUAAGUGGAAUUUUUAUGAGUACCUUGAUAUCUGCAAGUCUUCAAUCAUAUCUGACUAGCAGUCUUCGUUAUCCGCGUAUAAAGCAUUUCGCAGAGCUGUACAACUCGGGACUAAAAGUAAAAGUAAGCAAAUAUGAGUAUGGCUUGCUUCCAAAAUAUUUCCCUCCGGAACAUCUUAAAAUAUUAGAUGACAUGCUGGUCAUUGUGCCCUCAUUUGAAGAAAUCCAACGACAACGAACUUUAUUGGAUCCACGGUAUGCUUUCACAAUACUCAGCCCAAUGUGGUUUGUCAUGAGCAAGUAUCAAUCUCACUUGCAGCAACCGCUUUUUUAUGUGAAUGAAGGUAUAUAUCUAAGUAAGGGUAUUCCGAUGGCCAUACCAUUGCAGAAGAAUUCAAUUUAUACGGACGCGCUCAAUAAUAUGAUCUAUGAAAUACAAAGCGUGGGGUUGUUGGCCUUAUGGACCGCCCAAGAGUAUGACGAUAUGGUGGCGGCAAAAAAACUGAACACCAUUAAUCCAGUAAACGAUGUGAGAAGUGAACGUUUGGACUUAAGUAGCUUCUACUGGCUUUGGUGGUUGUAUGGCGUCGGUGUAGGUGUAUCAAUUCUGGUGUUCUUUGCUGAACUUUGUUGUUAUGACAGAACGGUAAAGAAGAAACUGGCUAAGCAGAAAAGUGGAGAGCGAAAAAUUAUCAGCAGACAUGAGUACUCUUAG